AACGACCGCUCAACACUAUUGUUUUGCUAGCAGUGAGUACAGGUCGGUGGGUGAGUAGAGUGCGCUGGAAGAGCGAUGGCGGACGAGCAGGAGAUCAUGUGCAAAUUGGAAAACAUUAAGGAAAUAAGAAACAAGACCAUUCAAAUGGAGAGGAUAAAGUCUCGUCUCAAGAGUGAAUUCGAAGCAUUAGAGUGUGAGGAGAAGCACCUGAAGGAGUACAAACAGGAGAUGGACCUUUUGUUGCAGGAGAAGAUGGCCCACGUGGAAGAGUUGCGCCUGAUACAUGCUGACAUAAAUGUGAUGGAGAAUACAAUAAAGCAGUCUGAAAAUGACCUCAACAAGCUGCUGGAGAACACAAGGCGCCUUCAUGAUGAGUAUAAACCACUGAAGGAACAUGUGGACACACUGAGGGUGGCGCUGGGCCUGCAGAGACUCCCGAGUCUCUGUGAUGAGGAGGAGAAGCUGUCCCUCGAUUAUUUUGAGAAGCAAAAAGCCGAUUGGCAGACAGAGCAGCAGGAGCCAUCGAUCCCAGAAUCCCUGGUGGCGGCUGCUGCUCAGCAGCUGCAGGUCUCUCGGAAACAGGAUGCCCGGCAGACGGCUGCAUUCCGGCAGCAGCCCCCCCCAAUGAAGGCAUGCCUGUCUUGUCAUCAGCAAAUCCACCGUAACGCUCCCAUAUGUCCGCUGUGCAAAGCCAAAAGCCGCUCCAGAAACCCCAAGAAACCUAAACGGAAGCCAGACGAAUGAUGUCACUCCAAAAAAAUUUCUAACUUUUGUCAAUACUUGUUUUCUUACUUUUAAAUGCUUAUGUGUGAGAUGAAAAAGAAAUAUCAUUUCAGUGCCAGUAGCUGGAUUAAGAAAAUCAUUUUGUUGGCCUUCAUCCUGAAAUGCUGAAAUGUAGAUCUCAGUGUGAACAGGGGUGGGCAGUCCUGUCCCCACUAAUUCAAAUAGUGAAAAAAGAAGCGCAUUCAGUACUAAUACUAAUUAGUAUUAAUUUACUAAUUACUAAUACUAAUUUAAGUACUAAUUUAGUAUGGUACUUUUGGACAGCAGGUACGGUUGCAGUUAGAGCUGCCAGUUCUGGACUCAGAGGUCACACGUUCCAAUGCUGUAGCACCCUUGAUCAAUGUACUUCCCCAGUAAAAAGUAGCUAGUUUUAUAAAUUGAUAAGUUAAAGUAACUAGAUUAACAUUGUAAGUUACUUUGGUAAGAAAUGUUAAGGUAAAUGAAUAUUAACUAAUGUGAAUGAUCACGUUAAGCACUGGAGGUUUUGCUUACUGGGUGGGUUGCGGUGGCGCGGCGGGUUCGAGCCUUGCUUGGGGUGCCUUGCGGCGGACUGGCGUUCCAUCCAGGGUGUGUCCCCUCCCUC
This is a messenger RNA of Scleropages formosus (Asian bonytongue), 1366 nucleotides long. Its product is annotated as zinc finger C4H2 domain-containing protein-like. The record is from RefSeq and is a predicted model, not a curated record. Gene Ontology annotation, biological process: positive regulation of neuron differentiation. The transcript has 5 exons. The coding region runs from base 76 to 744 and encodes 222 amino acids. NCBI's taxonomy places the organism in Eukaryota, Metazoa, Chordata, Actinopteri, Osteoglossiformes, Osteoglossidae. Gene Ontology annotation, cellular component: nucleus.